Molecule: messenger RNA, 1380 nt
Organism: Symbiodinium sp. CCMP2456
Lineage: Eukaryota; Dinophyceae; Suessiales; Symbiodiniaceae
Source: the annotation of a GenBank genome assembly
AUGGUCAGGACAAUUUGUGAAGGCGACUUGUGUGAUUUAUGCAGUGCUGAGGUUUAUUCUUGCCGCUGCGAUCAGCCUCGAGUGAUCUUAGAUCCUCCAACAGCUUGUUUCGGCAUGUUUUUCCCUUGCUCUCUAGGUGUAAGAGCCAUCUGUGUCUGGCUGACAUUUCGGAGCCUCCUUGCGAGCCCGGCAGUACUUGGCCAUUCUUUGCUACCGUUGUUUGCUCUUGAGAGGAACUACACGAAUCUCAACCAUGGAUCGUACGGAGCGACUCCGCUUCGUGUUUUGCAGGCUGAGAGGGAGUGGCAAGACGUCAUGGAGCGCAAUCCAGAUCAGUGGUUUCGAUUCGACGGGCCAGAAACGCUCAUUGGAGCCGCUGACCUGGCGCGUGCUCGAGUAGCCGAGUACGUGAAGGCAGAUGCGAGAGACGUGGUCUUCGUCGAUGGUGCGUCUGCCGGUGUGAAUGCUGUCUUGCGCUCCAUCAAUCUUCCACCUCAUUCAUCUAUUCUGUAUUUAAAUACUGCCUAUCAGAUGGUCAAGAACACGAUCUCAUAUGUCAAUGGCGAGCGGCAGCAGCGGUCCGUGCAAGUAAAUAUUUCAGUACCAAGCAGCAAAAGUGAAAUCCUGGAGGCGGUCCAGAAUGCGCUGGACAGUAAUCCUUCCGUAGAGCUAGCCAGCUUCAGUCAUAUUACAAGUGUUCCUGCAAUCCUCCUACCUGUGGAAGAGCUGGUGCGGAUAUGCCAUGAAAAAGGCGUCAUGGUUUUGAUCGAUGGCGCACAUGCCUUGGGGCAAAUCCCCUUAGACAUUCCCAAGACUGGUGCAGACUUUUACGUGGCCAACGGCCACAAAUGGCUCUACAGUCCGAAAGGAAGUGCCAUCCUUUGGGUUGCCAGGGACAAGCAGCACUUGAUUCACCCCAAUGUGAUCAGCGACGAGGGCAAGGGCCUGAGCUUCUUCCAACUGCAGUUUUCUUACACCGGCACCAAAGACUACAGCGCCUUCCUGGCAAUGUCUGCUGCUUUGGAGUUUCGAGAGGCUCUGGGAGGAGAUGCUCGGAUUCUGGACUACGUGUCCACCUUGGCCGUUCAGGGAGGCCAGCGGCUGGCCGAGGCUUUGGGCACUGAGCCCAUGCCGACCGGAGGCCUCGCCAUGGUGAAUGUGCCUCUUCCAGAAGUGGCCAUGAUCUGUUGUGACAUGAAGACCGCUCAGAGAGUCCUUCUGAAACACCGGACUUUUGUACCAUUCUACCUGUGGCAAGGGCAAUGCUUCGUCCGGGUCAGCGCGCAAGUUUACAACGAGGUCUCUGACUUUGUCUACCUGGCAGGUGCCUUGCGGGAUGUCCUUCAGCACGACUGUUUCCCAUCUGAAGUUGAUAUCUAA